Messenger RNA from Anthostomella pinea, 1944 nucleotides. The record is from the annotation of a GenBank genome assembly. Lineage: Eukaryota; Fungi; Ascomycota; Sordariomycetes; Xylariales; Xylariaceae.
AUGGAGCCGCUGGAGCAUUGGCAGGACGUGCUCGAAAACCGAAGGUCUCGGUACUCGACCAGCAAGAACGAACGGGGCCUGCAGGCCGCUCCUGUCCCCCGACCACAAUCAUUCCACAAGCCUUUGGCACCGUCAAAGGAGGAGUUCCGUAUUCUGCAUCUACUACCAUCUGCUGACCUGGACGCUACCAUUCAGGGUGUGAUGGAGCAUGUAUCGUUCAAUCACCAUCCACCCUACGAAGCUGUCUCGUACACCUGGGGCGAUCCUCGCAAUACCAGCACUAUCACGAUAGAUGGUCUGGAAUUCUCGGUUACCAGCAAUUUGGUAGUCUUGCUACGCCAUCUUCGUAAGCCCAACGUAUCUCGCGCUCUGUGGGUUGAUGCGUUGUGCAUCGACCAGCAAAAUUCUCAUGAACGCAGUCUUCAGGUUCGCUUAAUGAGAAGGAUUUACAGCUCUUGCCUCGUGGACUUGGUCUGGCUAGGUGAGGCCGAGAGCGCGAAAGUACGUGCUUUUGAGAUCGCGGCCACUCUCGAGCGUGCUGAUCUUGAAGCCAUGCGAGGACGAGUGCGAGCGAUGCCAUGGCAGGAGAGAGACCGCCUUGGCCUCUAUAGUGACGCCACUGACGCCUACACAGUCUUGACUCGGGACGAUUGGAACGAGCUGAGGUCUGUGUUCUCGCAACCGACCGUAUGGGGAAGAGUCUGGAUUAUGCAAGAGAUUGCGUGCGCACCCAGAGUAAUCUUGAUGUCAGGACACAAUACGCUCGACUGGGACGUAAUUGCGAAGUUCCUCGAUAGCGGCAACUACCCUGAUGCAUACCAUGCACCGUUUCACCAUAACAACUAUGAAGCUCACAUCAACGAAAUCUUCGCCAAUGCACAGAUUAUUGAGCAUCAGCGUGCCAUUGUCCGCAACAUGGACACAGGCUAUGUGUCCAGACUACUCGAUGUCCUUGCACGCUUCAGGUUCACAGAGGCCACGAAUCCACGAGAUAAGAUCUACGGUCUACUGGGCUUGGCCUCGGACGCAAUGGGCAUCAUCCCAGACUACUCUAAGAGUGUCGGAGAGGUGUACACUGGUUUCUUUCAAGCAUACGUCAACACCACACAAGACUUGGAUCUGCUGUGUCAAAGUCCAUGGCACUUUGGCAGCAUGAUGGCUCCGAAGAAGGGCAUGCCAUCGUGGUGCCCAGACUUCGCCAAUCCACGGCUCCCUGGCCCAGGAGUCCUGUUUGCACAGCGCUCUAUAUUCAGCUCAGGCAGCGAAAAAUGCAGGACCUCAUGCAGGAUCCUGGAUGAAAUCUAUCUGCAAGUCGAAGGUGUCUGUUUAGAUCAGCUGGCGGGCAUUUGCGGGGAGCCCGAGAGGGAUCCGGAUGCCCCGUAUAGUUACUUGUCCCCCCUUGACUUCAUCGAAGGCAGUAUCCCAAAACAGCUGCGGAAAAAGGACGCCGACGAACGCCCGGUGAUGUAUGCUUGGACCGGCGAGCCGGCGUUCCAAGCAUAUUGGAGGACCAUCCUCACAGACUGUAAGAGAUACCCUACGUGUCGUCUAGAUCCGGCCACCUUGCAUGCCUGCAGUGAGUUGCUCGAAUCUUGGCGCGAGGGCGACAAACCCUUUGAAUACUAUGAUGGUGAGGGUGGUUCUGUCCGAGCGGAGCUUUAUGGUCUCGGUGUUUCUGUCAUGUCAGAGCUCAACUUCGCAACAACAGAGUCAGGUAUCUAUUGCAUGGUGCCGCGCUCUGCUAUUGUCGGUGAUGAGGUGGCCAUCUUCUCAGGCGGAAAGGUCCCUAUGGUCAUUCGACGCCAGAAGCCAGGAACAGGAGCGAACGAAAGGCGUUGUCAUGGUGUGGUUGGUCCAGCGUACGCGCAUGGCUUCAUGGAUGGUCAGGGAGCGGCGCUGGUACACAAUGGCGACCUCGCCGAAGCGUCAAUCUUCCUCAGCUGA